This is a messenger RNA of Puntigrus tetrazona (Sumatra barb), 2168 nucleotides long. Its product is annotated as gastrula zinc finger protein XlCGF57.1-like. The transcript is spliced from 2 exons. NCBI's taxonomy places the organism in Eukaryota, Metazoa, Chordata, Actinopteri, Cypriniformes, Cyprinidae. The record is from RefSeq and is a predicted model, not a curated record. The coding region runs from base 48 to 1661 and encodes 537 amino acids.
AAGAAGAGACGAGCACCGAGCUGCUGUUUCUAAACCGAAGAGAGAGCAUGCAGAAAACACAGAAACCUGUAAAGACAGAAGAUCACAGAGACAGCACGAGAGCUCCAGAACCCCACGAAGAAAGAGAGGUGACUGAAGAAAACGAGAAUGUAGAACUGAGUGAAGCUGAGGGUAGAAGAACUCGCUCUCAAACAAAACAGAAAGUUUUAAAGAAAGGAAUAGGCAGGAAAUCUUUCACCUGCACUCAGUGUAAAAAGACUUUUACAUGCAAAUAUAGUCUUGAUGUUCACGUGAGAAUGCACACCGGAGAGAAACCAUAUAAGUGUUCACACUGUGACAAGAGAUUCAGUCAUUCAGGAGAUCUGAAAAGACACGAGAGGAUCCACACCGGAGAGAAACCGUACUCAUGCUGUCUCUGCGGGAGGAGUUUCACACUAAAAAGAGCCCUUACACAGCACAUGAGAGUUCAUACCGGAGAGAAACCGUUCACUUGUGAUCAAUGUGGAAAGAGUUUCACACAGUCAUCAAGCCUUAAAGAUCACAGGAACAUCCACACCGGAGAAAAACCGUAUUCGUGUGACCAAUGCGACAAAACGUUUACGUGGGCCUCGGUCCUGAAGAAACACCUGAAUGUUCACACAAAGGAGAAGCCGCAUUCGUGUCAUUUGUGUGGAAAGACCUUUUCAUAUAAACAAAAUCUGAGAGAACAUCAGAAAACACAUACCGGUGUGAGAGAGCACAUGUGCUUUGAGUGCGACAAGACUUUUACUUCAGCGAAGUAUUUAAAAUUGCACGAGAGGAUCCACACCGGAGAGAAACCUUACAAGUGUUCACGCUGCGACAAGAGAUUCAUCCACUCGUCAAAUCUGAAAACGCAUGAGAUGAUUCAUUCAGGAGAGAAACCGUACGCUUGUGGUCAGUGCGGGAAGAGCUUCACACUAUCAGCGAGGCUUAAGGCCCACAUGAGCAUCCACACCGGAGAGAAACCGUUCUCGUGUGAUCAGUGCGGGAAGGGUUUCGGACGAAAAGCAAGCCUUACGGCACAUAUGAGAGUCCACACCGGAGAGAGUCUGUUUCUUUGUGAUCGCUGCGGGAAGAGUUUUGCGCACUCGGCGAACCUUAAUGACCACAUGAACAUCCACACCGGAGAGAAACUGUACGCAUGUGAGCGAUGCGACAGAACGUUCUUGUGGGCUUCGGUCUUAAAGAAACACCUGAGGGUUCAUACAAAGGAGAAGCCAUAUACUUGUCAGUUGUGUGGAAAGGGUUUUUCACAGCUACCAAAUUUAAAAGUGCAUCAGAAAAGGCAUACCGGUGCGAGAGAGUACAUGUGCUUUGAUUGUGAAAAGACUUUUACUACAUUCAUGUGUUUAAAACGGCACCAGAUGACUCACUCCGGAGAGAAACCUUACAAGUGUUCACACUGCGACAAGAGAUUAACUGAUUCAGGAGACCUGAAAAGACACGAGAGGGUCCACACCGGAGAGAAACCUUACGAGUGUUCACGCUGUGACAAGAGAUUCAGUGAUUCAGGACAGCUGAAAAGACACGAGAGGAUCCACACCGGAGAGAAACCGUAUCACUGCACCGCGUGUGGGAAGCGUUUCAAUCAUUUAUCUUCUCUAUACAAUCAUACAAAAAACAUUCACAGUGAGAUCUGAUGCUGCAUCCUCAUAAAAUGUGGCACUAUAAUGCAUCAAGCAAUAAAAUAUCAUCUGGGUAUCCGUCCAUCCAGUAGUGACUUGACAAAGAAAUAUCAUUAAGCAUUCAAAGUGAACAAAGUUAAUUUUUUAUUGUCAAAACCAGAAGAUUCAACUCAAAGAUUGACCUCCGACUCAAAGAACUGUCAAACAUUUUUAUUAUUGUGCUUUCUUGUCUGGCAUUGCAUACGUGUAGCUUGUAGUAAAAAAAGAAGCUUAUUAAAACAUGUUCUUGUUCAAGAAGCUGAAGAAGAGAAGCUGGGUUUUAAUUUUAAUUUGAUCUUCACUGUUGUUUUUUUAAAUAACUGAGCUAUUCGUGUAUUCAGCAAUCACAGAUGCAAGAUAUACUGUCAUGCAGCAUUGUAAUCAUUUGUUUGCAAUCCAAAAGCAAGACCUCUCUUUUAUUUCGUCCAUUCAAUAUUGUUUUUGAUUGAUUUUGACUUCCAAGGAUAAUAAAUAACAAGAUGU